This is a messenger RNA of Ectocarpus siliculosus, 987 nucleotides long. NCBI's taxonomy places the organism in Eukaryota, Phaeophyceae, Ectocarpales, Ectocarpaceae. The record is from the annotation of a GenBank genome assembly.
AUGGAGGAUGAGGGGGAGGAGGAGGAGGAGGAGGAGGAGGAGGAGGAGGAGGAGGACGUUGGCGAAGAAGAAAAGCAACAAGAUCCUUCUAUUCCUGCCCUGGACCCGUCGCCGCCGCCAGACGUCAACACUGGAGAUGACGAGGCAGACGAAGCACCGGGUGGUGGCUUCAGGGAGCCAUCUACUAGUUCUUUCUCCGGCUCUGACGAAGAGGACAUCGACGGAGACAGCGACGCGGCCAGAGAAUCUCCGCUACGAGGAGAUGCCAAGUGGCGCCCUUGGAGGAGGGUCGAUAUGGCCAGGAACAAAUAUUCAGGCAACGGACAAGAAGACGAUGACGUCGGCGACGCGUUGUUCAGUUCGUCCGUGUGCAAUCAGGGGGGGGGCGCGGCUUUCCCCGAGGCAGAUGGCGUGGCUGACUUUGACGAUGCUCCUAGUGAGAUGGAUUGUGGGGACUACAGUUUUGACGGUGGUUUUGAUGGUGUGGCGACACGCCCCGCGGAAGAUGGCAUAGAAGAACGUGAGGACAACGUACAGGAUAUGAGGCGCGGGUACAUUAGCCACAACGUAGACCUCGGCGGUGGUGUAGAGGAGGCGAAAGGAGAAGGUUGUGCCGAGGAUCCGGGAAACGUUGGUGGCACUCGCGAGGGUACCGUAGACGAGCGCCUGUGGUGCCGACAGAAUGGAUGUCCCUAUUCUGUCGAUGGACUUGGUGGCGAUGGUAGCAGCGGUGACUCAGUGAUUGCCGGCGCAGGCGCGAACGCCGCCGGCGUUCACCGGUUGAAGAGAGGAAGGACAUAUGAGCAGGGGCCAUUUCAGGAUACCCAGACGGACGGCAGCGCGACAUUGCAGCCUGCAACCGCCGCCGCCAACUCCGUGGCCGGGACCACUGUGGUGGCUGCAGCAACGGGGGGAGCAAGGGGGGCGUCGAGGGGGGAGGAGACGCGGACGAGGGUGUCGAUCGGGCGGACGCACCCAUCUACAUGA